ACUCUCUCACCACACACACACACACACACCCGUCGUCGUCGGGAACCCUCGUUUUUUUUUCCUUUCUCCGCGCGCCACGCACGAUCUCUCUCCGUUCCUCCCCGCCGUAGGGCGGUGGCGGUUGAACCACCCCUUGAGGUGUAUGAACAACGCCGCCCCCGGAGGCCGCUGUUCGGGCGGGGGGGCGCUUUCCCUCCAGCCUCAGCCCCCGUGGGGCGGCCCAGGCUCGCAGCACGGAGCUUCUCUCAGCUUCGCUCCGGUCUUUCGGCGCCUCGCUUCUCUCCCUACUGCUGCCCGGCAGGGAACGGAGGGAGAGGAGCGUGCCGGGCGGUGCGGCGGCUCCUCUUCGGCAUGUCAGCGGCUGCCCCGCAGCCACCAUCUCGGGGCGCGGAGAAGAGGAACAGUGGGGCCUGGUUACUGGAAGAGAACCACCGGGAGCCGUUCCUGCUUCCUUCCGGCCAAGUAACUGAAACUUCCCGGGAAAGUGGCUUCGACGAGGAUUUGCAAUCGCAACGGCAGCAAGAGGACGGGGAGGGAAACGACAAGUGGCAACUACGGGGGAGGCCGCCGCCGUGUCAUGUGGUCGAGGCACCGCCGCCUAAAGAGAAUCCCUGGACGCGUUGGAAGCCUCCCCCCAACUCCAGUAGUAGUUUAUCUCCUCCCAACGCUUCGUCGGGCGGCGAGUUAACUUCGCAGGAUCCGGAGCUGCAGUGUUCUACUAAAGUCAUAAAAGCAGGAAAGUUGAAGAUAAAGAAACCCAGUAAGGGAGAUUAUUUCAAUGAUGCAACAAACUGGCCAACACCAAGUGAAAUUGCAAGCUCUGGGUGUAAAAAUGUAAGUAAUCAGAAUAAAAGAGCUCCAAUAAAAAAAGAGAAAGAAGAAAAAAAUGAAAAGAAAAAUACCAAUAAAAUAAAGGAAAAUGUGGAGAUAAAUCUAGAAAUUCAUGGAGAAAUUGUUAGUGAAGAUGACUGUCCAAUUAACAAUCAAAAGAAAAAAGGUAAUAAGCAUAAAUGGGUACCACUUCAUUUAGAUGAUAUGAAGCCAGAUAACCAAGAAAGGCCAGGAUCUCAGAACAGUUCAAGGUCCCAGCCAGAAACCAGCAAGCUUGUGCCUCACAACAACAGACGCAAUGAGGCAAGAACUAGCUGGCGAAGGGAUCGGGAAAAGCGAGAAGAUCAUGAUGAAGUUUCGAGUGUGAGAAGUGAAGGUGGCAGCGUUAGAGGAUUUUAUAGAGGACGAGGGAGAGGCAGGGGAAGAGGAAGAGGACGUGGAAGAGGAAAUCCUCGAAUGAACCAUGACUAUUCGUAUGGCUACCGAGAACAAUAUAGUGAAAGGACUGAUCAGCCAUUUCAGCCAGAUCUUAGCACUAAUAUGAUGUAUUAUUAUGAUGAUGGAACAGGAGUGCAGAUGUAUUCUGUGGAUGAAACAUUGCUUAAAGAAUACAUUAAACGCCAAAUUGAGUAUUAUUUUAGUGUAGAAAACCUGGAAAGAGACUUCUUCUUGAGAAGGAAGAUGGACCAGCAAGGAUUCUUGCCUAUAUCUUUGAUUGCAAGCUUCCAUCGUGUGCAAGCUCUCACUACAAAUGUAAACUUAAUAUUAGAGGCCUUAAAGGACAGUACUGAAAUAGAAAUAGUAGAUCAGAAGAUGAGGAAAAGGAUAGAACCAGAAAAAUGGCCAAUUCCAGGUCCCUCUCCACGUUGUCUUCCACACACAGAUUUUUCUCAGCUUAUUAACUGUCCAGAGUUCGUACCAGGGCAGAUUUUUGGUUCACAUACAGAGUCUGCACCAAGUUCUCCAAGAAUAGGAAGUCUAAAUACUAAGAAAAGCAUUGAAAUAAGCAAUCUUGAAGUAAUAUCCAAAGCAUUAUCUACAAGCCUCCCGGAUUUGGAUUCUGAACCUUGGAUAGAAGUUAAAAAAAGACAUCGUCCCAACUUAGUUAAGCCAAAGGAAUCUGGGUCUGGACGUGAAGAAUUGACAAAUCAACAACUGCCACCACCAUCUUCUGAAGAACAAGAAGAACUUGAUUUUUUGUUUGACGAAGAGAUGGAACAAAUAGAAGGCAGGAAGAAUACAUUCACAGAAUGGUCAGAAAGUGAUUCAGAUUAUGAAAUAGAUGAUCAAGACUUAAAUAAGAUUUUGAUUGUGACACAGACCCCACCAUAUAUGAGAAAACAUCCUGGAGGAGAUAGAACUGGCAACCAUGUGUCACGUGCAAAAAUUACAUCAGAACUUGCCAAAGUUAUUAAUGAUGGAUUAUACUAUUAUGAACAGGAUUUGUGGAUGGAGCCAAGUGAAAAUGAUUGUAUUGCUAUGAAGCAAGAAGUUGAAAAUUUUAAGAAGUUACAUCUCAUCAGCAAAGAGGAAUUUGACAGUCUUACUCCUGAAUAUAUAAUGGAUUCAAAUCAGGAUGAUUCUCCUCGUCCUUCAAAAAAUGUUACUGAAGAGCUGGCUUUUCAACUGUUUGGUGUCCAGGAAAUACCUCCAACAACAAUGGCUCGCUCACUGCCAACAGCUGUUCCUGAAUCUCCUGGAAUUCACCCUACCAGAACACCUAAAACACCUCGUACACCAAGACUGCAAGAUCCUAACAAAACACGAUUCUAUCCUGUGGUUAAAGCAAGAAUUAUUGAUGUUGGGACACGAAGGAAAAGAAAAACACGGCAUAGUACCAACCCUCCAUUAGAAAGCCAUGUUGGCUGGGUAAUGGAUUCCAAGGAUCACAGACCAAGAACAUCUUCCAUAAGCAGUUCAAACGCAUCACCACUAGAAGGUGCUCCGCUAUCAGGAAGUUAUGGAUGUACCCCACAUUCACUUCCUAAAUUUCAACAUCCUUCUCAUGAACUGCUGAAGGAAAAUGGUUUUACUCAGCAAGUGUACCAUAAAUACCGCCGUAGAUGCCUAAAUGAAAGGAAACGGUUGGGAAUUGGCCAGUCUCAAGAAAUGAAUACACUUUUUCGUUUUUGGUCCUUUUUUCUCAGAGACCACUUUAAUAAGAAAAUGUAUGAAGAAUUCAGGCAACUAGCUCUAGAUGAUGCAAGAGAACAUUAUAGGUAUGGCCUGGAAUGCUUGUUCCGUUUUUAUAGUUAUGGGCUGGAGAAGAAGUUCAGACAAGAGAUCUUCAAAGAUUUCCAAGAAGAAACAAAAAGAGAUUAUGAAUCUGGCCAACUUUAUGGGCUAGAAAAAUUUUGGGCUUAUCUGAAAUAUUCACAGUCUAAAACUCCACCUAUUGAUCCCAAACUUCAGGAAUACCUAUGCAAUUUUAAAAGAUUGGAAGAUUUCAGAGUUGAUCCUCCGAUUAAUGAAGAAUCUGGGAGAAAAAGGCAUUUACCUGGUGAGGAAAGUGAUCAUCGCAGACAUCAAUCCAACACUGCUUCCAAGAUCCUUGCUGGUAAUUCCACAGCUGUUUCUCAGACGUGGGUCCCAAUAAAUUUUCCCACUACAAAUACUGUACAGGAGUUGAAUAACAGCAUACACCAGAAUAGUACUGCCACAAAAUCAAGAUGUGAUAUAACUGAGCAGUAGACUUUCAGUAAGCUUGAACCUUAAGAUCAACUCCUAAUGCCAGUAUUUUAGCUCAAGGAUCUUCAGGGAGAGCUAUUUUAAAGCUUGAUUAAAAACAAAUGUAUAGGAAAAAAAAGAAUUGCAUCUGCUUUCUGACAAGAUUAAAUUCCAAGUAAAUUCCCUUUGUUCAAUUAUAUUGAGUUCAAGCAUCAUGAGAGAUCCUUGGGAAAUACCUAUUACUCUGUGUUGCUAUCCCAAGUUACUGUUUACAGCAGCAGCAUUCCAAUAGUAUAUACAUAAAUACUUUGGAAUAUCUUACAAUCCAGCUCAUAUUUUUUUGAAGAAGUUAUAUUCUUUUUGUAGUGUAGGAAUGUUUUACCGUCAGGUUAUCAAUCAUUUGUUCUACUUAUAAAAGCCAAAAAGAAAAUAGUUUUGAGAGAUAUACAGAAUACAUGCAUUUAAAUUGAUAAAUGCAUUUUUUCAAUAAUAACACAUGCUCUUCCAACAUCUAGUUCUGAAAUCUGUUUUGCUUUCUGUUUCUUUUGUUUCAGGGUUUUGAGUUCAGUAUGGAGUUUUUAAUUUAGGAACAGGUUGUUUAGUUUUAAAGAUUUUUUUAAUGCAGAUUCUACUUAAUCAAAGUAGUCUGCAAAGAGGAUGAAUUAUGACUUUCUUGUCAUAAACUUAGUUAUAUAUACACACACACACACACACACACAUAUACAUAUACAUACAUACAUACACAUAUACACAUGUAUGUAUGUAUGUAUGUAUGUAUGUGAAAAAGGAUAAAAAAACAAAUAGGUCUCUAAUCAUCCUCCAGUUUGAAGAAAUAUUUGUAUUUUUCUGUUUAAUUUCUCUAUUGUAUAAGUGAUUUGCAUUUUUAAGAGAGAUUAAACAAUUUAAUUGUAUUUUAAUAUUUGACAGUUUUAAUUUAAAAGGGAUUUAGAAGAAAAUGUACUUAGACAAAUAAUUAAUGUCAAAAUCACUUUAAAUAUGGUUAAAAUCUUUACUUUACUUAAGACCAACUGUACUGUAAUUGGCCAAAGUGUCACUUUCUUUAAAUGUAAAUGAUUCAUUGAAUACACAUUAUUUAUGUCAGGAGGUGAAAAUUAACAGGAAGCAUCCAUGAAAUAACUAAUUGGAGGUAUUGUGAUUUAAAUACUUAAAAUAAGGGAAUGGAAAUCAUUCUUCCAUAAAAUGGAAAAAAGUGGUAGAAAUAGGUGCAUUUUUAUUAGAUACAGCAAAACAGAUACUUAGCAGUCUUCAGGUUACUUUCAUAAAUAAAGCCUACUACUGUUGAUGCCUUAUUGCUGGGAAAUACCCUAAGUGAUCCAACAUAUAGAUAGGAUUUCUGUGCUGGAAACUUUAUGAAGUCCAUUAUAUAUUCCUGAAAUAUUGCUUGAGAAUCUGAAUUUAACAAUUAUGAAUAUAUGUGCAUAUUUAAUAUGAAAAUAAGUGGAUUUCCCAGCUAUUUUUAAUGGAAACUAGCCUUUAAGAACUGCUCUAUUUUUUGAAGACACUAGGAAUUCAUGAUACCAGUUUUAUAUAGCAUCUUUUCAGUUCUACAACUCAAAUCUCUGUUCAAUCUAGGCCACCUCCUCCAUGAAAAUGAUGCAGUUGUAAAUUUGGAUUUAAGCUGUAUAUAAAAGAAUUAUAUUUACA
Molecule: messenger RNA, 5163 nt
Organism: Thamnophis elegans (Western terrestrial garter snake)
Lineage: Eukaryota; Metazoa; Chordata; Lepidosauria; Squamata; Natricidae
Gene: LARP1B
Product: La ribonucleoprotein 1B
Biological process (GO): positive regulation of translation; mRNA stabilization
Cellular component (GO): cytosol; cytoplasmic stress granule
Molecular function (GO): RNA cap binding
Source: RefSeq, a predicted model, not a curated record